AGAUUGAUAAACACAUUUUCAAAUGAAAAGAAUAUUGCAAUCAAUUUUUUUGUACAGUGCACUACUCAUUGUUGUCGAAUGUACUUUAUCAGUAACUUCUGACACCUUGCCAGAAGUGCCAAUGCCAAAAGGAGCUUCAUGUCCUCAAUCGAUUUUCCGACCUUCUCUACUUUUUUAUCUUGCCCCUGCAGUGAUCGCUUUUCUCAUUUGCAACAAAAAUAUAACUUCGGACAUUCGACACAUGUAUGGAAAUUGAAUAGAUUUACUGUUUAACCUCAAAACAUUUUUUGUCUGUACACUUUUUUGUUUUUUAUUCCCUUCCACUUUCUUUUUGAAGUAUCUUCGGGUUCAUCUUUAUAUCACUGGUUCUAAAUUUUGAAAAAAAUUAUUUUCGCUUGUUCCAGAUUUAGAAAUUGAAAAGCACACUCAAUUACAUAAAUAAUUGAUUUAGAAAAACACACUCAAGCUCUGAUUUUCCUGAAAUGUUUCGAAUAAUUCAUUCUCUGAGUGACAUCAAAA
This is a messenger RNA of Caenorhabditis elegans, 519 nucleotides long. RefSeq lists its product as uncharacterized. The transcript has 2 exons. The record is from RefSeq and is marked reviewed. NCBI's taxonomy places the organism in Eukaryota, Metazoa, Nematoda, Chromadorea, Rhabditida, Rhabditidae. The coding region runs from base 23 to 256 and encodes 77 amino acids.